Molecule: messenger RNA, 2891 nt
Organism: Menidia menidia (Atlantic silverside)
Lineage: Eukaryota; Metazoa; Chordata; Actinopteri; Atheriniformes; Atherinopsidae
Source: the annotation of a GenBank genome assembly
AUGUCGGAGAUCGUGCGCCUUCUCGUCCCGCUGGCGAUGCUGGCGGCGUCUGCCCACCAGACGGACGUGAAGAGCGUCAAAGAGGCGGACAAAACCGGGAAUUUCAUGGAAGACGAGCAGUGGCUGUCCACCAUUUCACAGUACAGCCGCAAGAUCAAGCACUGGAAUCGCUUCAGAGAUGAUGACUAUGUACGCACCUGGGAUGAAAAUCAGGGCUCUAAUGACAAUGUAGACACCACGAAGGACCCUUGUCAAAAGGUUAAGUGCAGCCAACACAAAGUGUGUAUUGCCCAGGGCUACCAGAGAGCUGUGUGUGUCAAUCGCAAGAAGCUUGAACACAGACUGAAGCAGCCGGCUCUUCGGUCUCCUGAUGGAAACUGUCAGCCCUGUCCCAUCUCUUCCACUGGGCCCGUGUGUGGAUCAGAUGGACACAACUAUGCCUCAAAGUGCAAGCUGGAGCAGCAAGCAUGUCUCACAGGAAAGGAGCUCACCCUGAAGUGUUCGGGCCUGUGUCCUUGUCCCACUGCAGUCCCCACAGCAAAGGAGAGUAAACAUGAGACCUGCACUGGGCAGGAUCUGUCUGAUCUCGGGGAACGUCUGAGGGAUUGGUUCCAGCUACUGCAGAGCAACGCCAAGCAGAACAACAACAGCAAGCCCGGGGCCAGAGCCACUGCAGUCAGCAGCACAUCAGUACUGGACAGGAGUCUGGUGGCCAGCUGUAAGGACUCCAUAGGCUGGAUGUUCUCCAAGCUCGACACCAAUAACGACCUGUACUUGGAUCAGGCUGAGCUGGCCGCCAUCAACCUGGACAAGUAUGAGGUCUGCAUCCGUCCAUUUUUCAACUCCUGUGAUUCCUACAGGGACGGCAAAGUCUCCACAGCCGAAUGGUGCCUCUGCUUCUGGAGAGAGAAGCCUCCCUGCCUGGCCGAACUAGAGCGGAUCCAAGUACUGGAUGGUGGGAAGAGAAGGUUUGGUCGAUUCAUUCCCAGCUGCAAUGAAGAUGGCUACUACAGAAAGCAGCAGUGCGACAGGGGCGAGUGCUGGUGUGUCGACCCAAACGGGGGAGAAGUAGCUGGCUCUAGGAUUCGUGGCAAGCCAGAUUGUGAUUAUGAGAUGUCAUAUUCGGGAGAUUUUGGCAGCGGGGUUGGAUGGGAAGAUGAGGAGGAAAAAGAAGCUGAAGAGACUGCAGAAGAGGCUGAAGAGGAAGAGGGGGAGGUGGGAGAGGUGGAUGAUGGAGGAUAUAUCUGGUAAAGGACCAUCAUGCAGUAGAAGCAUCUCAGUUGUCACAAAUACAUACACACACACACACACACACACAAGUCCUGCAGGCAGAUGAAUGUGAUGAAGCCCUCACACUCAGAACAACACUGGCUUUGGAAAACCUUUGGGAGAGGUUUGAGUGGAACGGGAGAGAUUAUUAUGGGAGUAUUUAAUGUUACAGGAAGUUCUUAAAUUGGGCAAGGGAGGGGAAUAUAUCAUAAAUUUAAAAAAAAAAUGUGGGUCUAGAGUUGAGAUUUUUGUCCUUCAUACUUGUGAAUCUUUGUUCUCUUUUGUUGUGUCCUUUAAGCUAUCUUUGAGCAGUUUUUAGCUGGUACAUAAUGGAGACUUUAAGAAGCUGCAGAUGCACGUCAUGCGCUCGAACAAAAAAACUGAGCUUGUUUGGGUGCAUUUCAAUAUUCACAUUGGUUUAGUUUGUGUCUCAUUUUUUGUAGAUAAACAAAAUGUAAGUAACCAGUUUUGGCUCAAGGCAGAACACUGCCAAAAAAACAGAGGAGGCCCCUUUUAUUAUAUUGAAAUGCACCCUUUUGACUUCAAUGUCUUCAUGUCAUGUGCUUCGGCUCAUAUGUGACAGUAGUGCUCUGUCCCAUUCAUGACUUAUUAGGAAGCCGUUUCUCACGCAUCACUCUUUAGCUUGUAUAUAAUGUGUGUAUCAGAAGGCAGAAAGUACCAAACUAGUCAAUGCAUUGAAAGAGUAGCAGAUUAUACUGCUUUGCUGGCAAGUGUACAUCGUCUUAUAAUGUGGAUCAAUUAUUGUGUUUAAUAAAAAAACAAACAAAAUAAACUCAUCUUUGUGGCCCAGUUGGCCACUCUUCAUCUGCAUCUGUGCUCUUCUUUUCAGUGGAUAUCAGGUUUAAGCAGCCAUCGUGGUCAUCAGACUGUGGUGUUAGCUGAGCUGAAAUACCGGCAUAAUCUUUUUAGAUCCAGCAACACAUGUUGGUCACUUUUAUCUAUAUUAGUGGUGUGAAAAGUCUAUAGCUGAUGUCAAGAAUGGGAUCUCUAUCCUGACUUUUUGUAAUUUAGUUCUUCGGUGUCGUUGGUGCUGUUUUUCAAGUCAGCUCGCGUGACGACACGCUGUCAAUCCUCAUGUUUUUCUUUUUUGGUUACAAUAGCUCCCAUGUCUGCACAAUGCCCCCUGCUACUCCACAUGCCCUGCAGUUAACACUGUCGGAGACUGAUUGUCUGUACCUGUGAGGAUUCUAUUAAAGGUUCUGCUCGGUGUCCCACAGUGUGUAACUCUAGUUCCAUCUUUACAGAAUAUUUCACAUACAAUGUAACCCAUGAACCAGGUGUAUCUUCUUGGUUUACAAUGCACAUUGAACAACGUAACAAUGUAAAGUUCUGCUGAUAUUAACAUGAGAGCUAAUCCUGCCCCGUUUUCAGCUGCCUACCUGGAAAUCGAGGACAAACAUUGUAUUUUACAGUGUGCUUCUUUUUGCCGCUCUGUUUAAGAAGCUAUUAUUUCCACCACAUAAAUCUCCUCACCGUAUGACCUGUUCUCCCUGGAGCAGCUUGUACUGUCACAGAUUGUAUUGUCAGCUUUGGGCUGUGGAAAAGUAGCAGAAAUAAGAUACACACGUCUGCAUAUUACCACCUCUUACAGCACAAUACAU